Merops nubicus (carmine bee-eater) is the source of this 2326-nucleotide messenger RNA. RefSeq names its product RAS guanyl releasing protein 1 (calcium and DAG-regulated) (gene RASGRP1). The record is from RefSeq and is a predicted model, not a curated record. The annotation marks the transcript as partial. Gene Ontology annotation, molecular function: calcium ion binding; guanyl-nucleotide exchange factor activity. Gene Ontology annotation, cellular component: plasma membrane. Gene Ontology annotation, biological process: Ras protein signal transduction; positive regulation of GTPase activity. The transcript is spliced from 16 exons. NCBI's taxonomy places the organism in Eukaryota, Metazoa, Chordata, Aves, Coraciiformes, Meropidae.
GCAACCAGCUCAAGCAUGUGGCGCUGCCCCAGCAUCAGAACUUGAGCUGAAGCAGAUCAGUCAUUGUCCCAGCCUCUCAAGCCUUACCCAGGUCACGAUGGUGCCGUUGGGGCACUUAGCCAAAGGGGCCACUUUGGAAGAUCUUCUUGAAACCUGCAUUCAGUCUUUUGAUUUAGAAGGAAAUGCAUAUCAAAACAACCAGCUGCUAAAGAUAGUUCUGACCAUGCAUCAGUUUGUCAUCUCCUCUGCAGACAUGCUCCAGAAACUCAUUGAUCUCUAUCUUCAUGCUUUAGAAAAUAAAUCUUCCAUGCUGUGUGUAAAGAUAUGCUAUUUUGUGAGGUAUUGGAUUACAGAGUUCUGGGUUAUGUUCAAAAUGGACUCUAAGCUUUCUGCAACUAUGGAGGAAUUUCAAGAACUGGUUAAAGCUAAUGGUGAGGAGUUACACUGCCGUCUAAUUGACACAACUCAAAUAAAUUCUAGGGAUUGGUCUAGAAAGCUGACACAGCGUGUAAAGGCCAACACCAGUAAGAAACGGAAAGUCUCGCUUCUUUUUGAUCACCUGGAGCCAGAGGAGCUGUCAGACCACCUUACCUAUCUUGAAUUUAAGUCUUUCAGAAGAAUAUCAUUCUCAGAUUAUCAGAACUACAUUGUGAAUAGUUGUGUGAAGGAGAAUCCAACAAUGGAAAGAUCAAUUGCUCUUUGCAAUGGUAUCUCUCAAUGGGUGCAGCUAAUGGUUCUCAGCAGACCAACACCACAGCUUCGGGCUGAAGUGUUCAUCAAGUUCAUUCAUGUUGCACAGAAGCUCCACCAGCUACAGAAUUUCAAUACAUUAAUGGCAGUAAUAGGAGGUCUCUGCCACAGUUCCAUUUCCAGACUCAAGGAAACAAGUUCAUGUGUUCCUCAUGAUGUAAUUAAGGUGUUUAAUGAAAUGACAGAACUGCUUUCAUCUUACAGAAAUUAUGAUAGUUACCGACGUGCCUAUAAUGAAUGCAGUAACUUUAAGAUCCCAAUCCUUGGGGUCCACCUGAAAGACUUGAUAUCACUUCAUGAGGGCAUGCCAGACUACUUAGAGGACAAAAAAAUUAAUAUAUACAAACUAUAUUCUCUGUAUAACCACAUAAAUGAGCUGAUACAACUCCAGGAAAUGCCACUUCCUCUGGAGGCCAAUAUGGACCUUGUUCAUUUGCUUACUCUGUCCCUUGAUCUUUACUACACAGAAGAUGAAAUUUAUGAGCUUUCAUAUGCACGAGAGCCAAGAAGUCACCGAGCUGCCCCUUCAACACCUUCCAGACCACCAGUAGUUGCAGACUGGGCCUCAGGAGUAGCCCCAAAACCUGAUCCAAAAACCAUCAGCAAGCAUGUUCAGAGGAUGGUAGAUUCUGUCUUCAAAAAUUAUGACCACGAUCAGGAUGGAUACAUUUCCCAGGAAGAAUUUGAAAAGAUAGCUGCCAGUUUUCCAUUCUCAUUUUGUGUAAUGGCUAAGGACUGGGAAGGUCUGAUCAGCAGGGAUGAAAUAACUGCUUACUUUAUGAGGGCUAGCUCAAUCUAUUCCAAACUAGGACUUGGCUUUGCUCACAACUUCCAAGAGACCACUUACUUAAGGCCUACUUUCUGCGACAACUGUGCUGGAUUUCUAUGGGGAGUCAUUAAACAAGGAUACAGAUGCAAAGACUGUGGAAUGAACUGUCACAAGCAAUGCAAAGACCUGGUUGUGAUCGAGUGCAAGAGACGGCCCAAAACUUCAGCUGCAGACAGCAGCCCAACAUCUGCUCUUGCUUCAAGCCUCUGCCCAGUAGGAGUCAAAGAGCAACUCCACGGACAAGAAGAAGGAGUGUUCACAUUUCCUAAUGGGGAAAUAGUGGAGCACAGUGAAGACAGCAAGGACCGAACCAUUAUGCUCAUGGGUUCCUCAGCUCAGAAAAUCUCAGUGAGACUGAAACCAGCUGUGGUUCAUAAAGGUACACAGACUGAUCUCAGACUGCUGGCUGCUGAUGUAUCUCGUAAGCAGACAGGGAAGAAAGAACACAGGAUGCCAGAAAAUCCUUAUCUCCAGGCAGCUCCACCAUCCCCACGUCCAAGCCCGAUUCUAGGCCGCAGAAAGGCAUAUGUUAAAUGGGAAAACAAGGACUCCAGCCAGAAAAUGAAGGAGGAGCAUCACAGCUAUAAACCCUCAUACCAGGAACUUGAGCAGGAAAGAAAUAUUCUAAAGGCAGACAAUGAAGGUUUAAAGAUCCAGCUGGAACAGGCACAUAAGACAAUUGAAUCUCUCACAAUCCAGCAAAGAAAUCAUGUAGUCGACAACCUACAACACAGAGACUGCUCCUAG